Messenger RNA from Chlamydomonas reinhardtii, 9750 nucleotides. RefSeq lists its product as uncharacterized. The transcript is spliced from 37 exons. Gene Ontology annotation, molecular function: endopeptidase inhibitor activity. The coding region runs from base 115 to 9279 and encodes 3054 amino acids. Lineage: Eukaryota; Viridiplantae; Chlorophyta; Chlorophyceae; Chlamydomonadales; Chlamydomonadaceae. The record is from RefSeq and is a predicted model, not a curated record.
GCCUCAACCGCAUCCUUGAACUACACCCGCUCUAGCCAGCGUAGACCUUUGAAGAGAAUGCAAGUCUCGACAUAGUUUCUCCAAAGCUGAGCGCCUUCCAUGUUCGGAGCCAGCAUGCAGCGAGCCUUCGGCACGGCAACGCCGCGCCGAGCAGGGACCGCAGGAGCAGGGAGCAGCGGAACAGCUGGGCUAACACCAACUGCCACGCUCGACACCCCACCGCGCUCGCCCACGGGUUGCUUGCGCCGUUCGUGGCGCUUCGGGACCGGAUCCAACACCGCUCUGGUUGCCAUUGCGGCUGUAGCAGGGGUGCUGAUGCUGGGCCUGGCUGCAUACUGGGACUUCAGCAGCCGGCCGCGCUACCACGCGGCAGCCCACGGCUUUCACCCCGCCCACGCCGCCUACAGCGACGGCGCCUACCGGCCCCACCACAGCAACGGCGGCAGCAGCGGCGGGGCCGGCGGCAUUGGCGGCGGUGGGCUGACGGGAUGGGUCAAGGCACACCUCUACUCCAGCAGCAGCAGCAGCAGCAGCAGCAGCAGCGGUGGAAGUGGCGGUGGUGUCAGCGGUGGCGGCAGCAGCGGCGGCGCUGGCGGCAGUAGCAGCAAGGGAAGCGCCGGGCGCCGGGCGGCGUUCCUGGCGGAGGUCCUGCCGCUGCGGGUGGUGCUGACGGCGCCGCUGGAGCUGGCAAUGCCGGGCGGCGGCGGCGGCGCCGUGACUGUGUCGGGGCGACAGGCGCUCACGGCCGUGUUCAGCCGGCCGGUCAUCGCGCUGGGCGCCGACUUCGGCCUCAGUGCCGAGCAGGCUGACAAGAUGGCGCCCUUCCGUCUGAGCUGCCCGGUGCCGGGCCGGGCUCGCUGGGUGACCACCACCAUCUACCGCUUCGACCCGGCGGUGGACUGGCCCUCAGACCUGAACUGCGAGCUGGCCUGGAACCAGCAGCUCAGCAGCUACGACGGUGUGCCCCUCCAGUUGGAGCUGGUGCGUGACGCCGGCCUGCCCCCUGGCGCCGGCAGUAGCAGCGCCAGCGCCAGCGCCAGCGGCAGUAGCAGCAGCAGUAGCAGCCCUGCGCCCGGCAGUAGCAUUCCGGCCUCGGUGCGGCUGGCGACGCGGCCCAACUCCAUGUGGGUUGCGGGGGUGCGGUCGGCUCGGGCGGCGGCGCUGACGGACGGGCUGUGGGACGCCAUGACGGGCUUCCCGGAUGAGACACUGCCCGAGGUGCCGCCGGACGGCCGCCUGCAGCUGUCAUUUCCAUACCCCGUCAAUCUGCAGAUGUUGCAGAAGGAGCUGCAGCUGUUCGAGUCUGGCAGUAGCAGCCUGUGGUCCGGCAGUAGCAGCCUGCCACUGGACGUGUCGCCCUGCGCCCCACCCGACUUCACUCCCUGGCGCCCCUUCCUGGCAGCGGCAGCAGCAGCUGCUGCUACAGCCGCCAGCGAUGCGGCUGCUACUGCUGCUACAGCUGCCGGGGCGGCUGAUGCGCGGCUGUUGCUGGACGUGAACGCCACGUGUGCCGAGGUCAAGCCGCGUCAGCCGCCCGAGCCCGGCCGCGGGUACAAACUGCGCCUCCCCCGCGGGGCGCGGUACCACGCCCUGUCCGGGCCGCUGGGCCAGACCGUCGAGGUCACCUUUGGCGGCCUGCGCCCCUUCCAGCUGCCUUUCCUGGAUUUUGCGCGCCAGCGCGCCGGCAGUGGCGGUGGCGGCGGCGCCGCCGCCGCCGGUCCCGGGCAGGACGCGCCUACCCACGGGUGGCGCCGCCUGGACGUGUGGUUGCGGCACGGGUUGGCGGAGGGUGUGGCGGCAGCGGACCUGGCGGCGGCGUUGACGGUUUGUCGGUUGACGCCGCCACUGGGGGAGGGCGCGGUGGCGGCGGCGCUGCCGCAGCCGGCGGCGCUGUCGUGGGGCGUGUGUGCCGAGGAGCUGGGGUUUAUGCUGGAGCUGGUGGGGCGGGGGCGGGCGAGGAUGGAGGUGCCAGGGUUAGUGCCGGGCGGCAGGUACCGUGUGGCGGCGGCGGCGGCGGAGGGCGUGCGUGACGGCUACGGCCAGCCGUUGCAGGCCUCCCACGCCGAGUUCUACAUGUCCAACGUGGACUACCGCUUCGUGCCGCCCUACGGCGCCAGUGGCGGCGGCGGCUCCGGGUUCUUCAUCACAGAGGACCAGCCCCUGCCGCCGCCCCUACCCCAGGAGCAGCAGCGCGGCAGUAGCCCUGGCAACAGCAGUAGCAGUAGCAGUAUUUGCAGCAGCAGUAGCAGCAGUGCGGCGCCGCCGCUGACUGCCUGGCCGUAUGCCGUACAUCCGCCUGACGCGCUGUCGCCGGCGGAGGAGGAGCAGCGGCGGCGCUGGGGCGGCGGCGGCGGCUAUGAGGAUUUCACACAGGAGCUGCACAUGUGGGCACCAGACCUGACGAGUCGCGGCGGCGGUGGCGGCGGCGGCGGCAAACGGGUUGAUGACAGGGCGCUGGUGGCUGUACUGAAGAUUCUGCAGGGCCGCAUGUACAACGUGCACCUCCGGGGCGUGCUGGGCCCCCCCGCCCGCACGGUGCCGCUGCCGCCCGAGCUGCGCACCCGGCCCAAGUACGUGGCCGGCGGUCCGGGCGCCGGCGGCGGCGAGGACCUGGACGCGGCGGGGCGCGGCUGGCGGCUGCUGCAGCUGCCGCUGCUGCUGGAGCAGGGGGAGGAGGGGCAGGAGGCAGCAGGAGGAGGAGGAGGGGGGCGGAGCAGGAGCAGUCCGGUGCGGGUGAUUGCCACCCAGCAGGGCUCCCAGCCCGUCAGCACCAACAUACAGGUCCUGCUCAACAGCAGCCUCUCACUGUCCGUGGUGCGGGCCGCCGGCAGCAGCAGCAGCAGCAGUGGAGGCGGUGGUGGCAACACGCUCACUGCUUGGCUGCUGGACGGCAGCUCCGCCUCCGCCAACGGCCUCAGUGGCGGCGGCGGCGGGGGCGGCGGCGGUGGCGGCGGCGGCGGGGCGGUGGCGGGCGCGGCCGUUCAUUUCUACAUGCCGCCAUCCUGGGAUGCCGACCCCGCCCGUGUGGCCUCAUGCACCACCGACGCCGAGGGACUGUGUCAGGUGGAGGUCGGGCCGGAGCUGACACGGAACGGCGGCGGCACCGGCCUGAUGGCUGUGGCUGUGGCCCCCGGCGGCCGUCUGGCGCUGCUGCCCGGUGCGGGGUGGCUGGUGGCGCCGCCGCCGCCGCCCGCACACGUGGCGGCGCUGGUGGCGGACCGGCGGUUGGUGGUGCCGGGAGACAGGCUCAAGAUCACCGGCUUCAUCCAGCGGGUUGUGGGCCGCGCCCUGCACCUGCCCACCGGCCCGCUGCAGGCCGUGCUGGAGGUCAGCCCGCCAUGGCAGCCGCCGCCGUCCGGCGCCGGAGCCGACCUGCCGACGCAGACAACCACAACCACCACCGCCGCCGCAACCACCACGAUGGCCGGCAGCACCUCCAGCAAUGCCAUGUCCACCACCGCCCACAUGAUUAAGGCUGAAGGCAUGAGCAGCAGUAGCAGCGGCAUGAGCAGCAGCAGCAGCAGUGGCGGCGCCGCCACAAGCACUGCGGCCAUAUCUGGCCCCGGUCGGCGGCGGCAGCUGGCCUCGGCAGCCGCCAUUGGCCUUGCCUCCCGGCCCGGCUUUGCAGGAAGUAGCAGCGGUGGCCACGGGAAGCAGCAGCAGCAGCAGCAGGGGCCGCCGCGUGUGGUGGUUGAUAUAGAUCCAGAAUCCGGAAGCAUUCACGGGGAGAUUGCGGUUCCACCGGACGCGCGGCUACAACCGUACAGCAUCCUGCUGCGGCUGCCGCCGCCUGGUGACGGCCGCAGUAGCAGCAUCCGUGUCGUCAAGCCCUUUGCCACACGGACAAGCCGCGGCGGUGGCAGCAGCAGCAGCAGCAUUGGCGCUGCUGCUACUGCCGCCUCCGGCGGGCCGAGUUUUACGGCUAUGGGUGGUGCUACUGCCAGGGUCGCAGCAGUGGGUCGCGCGGGCGCCCGGGGCGUGCGGCGGGUGCUGCUGCAGGGGGCGGAGGAGAUGGAGGUGGCGGAGACACAGGGAGAGGCGGGCGCGGUGGCGGAGGGGGAGCAGCAGCAGCAGCAGCAGCAGCAGCAGCAGCAGCAGCAGCAGCAGCAGCAGCAGCCGCAGCAGGCUGUGUUGCCGGCAGCGGCAGUGGUGGCUGCCGUAACGCCCGCGGUGCUUCCCGACACCCCGACCUCCAACGCCAACCCCGAUGCCAACACCAGCAGCAGUAGCGGCAGUGGCGGCAGUGGCGGCAGUAGCAGCGGCAGUAGCAGCGGCGCCGACAAUGACGGCGGAGGGGAGUACGACGGAGGCGGCGACGGCGCCGGCGGCUUCGGGGAGGAUUCGCGUCUGGGUGCGCUGGGCAAUGUGGAUGUGUGGGAGGUGGCGGCGUCGCUGGCCUUCACGGUGGCCGACCCUCGCCCGCCCACCGCCGAGCUCAAGGUGGACGCGCCGCCCUGGGCUGCCCCCAACGCCUCGGCCCUGCGCAUCAACCUCACGGCCGCCUCCUACAUCGGCGCCUCGGUGGAAGGCGCGGAGCUCACUCUCACCUGGCGCACCGCCAAGACGUCGGAUGUGGUGAAGCUGGUGACGGACGCGUCGGGGCGGGCACACACGGUUUUGGAUCUGGCGGCGCUGCCGGAAUCCAACCGCUCCGAGCCGUACGACAGCCUGGCGCUUGACGCGGAGUGGAUCGGGCCCACGCGCGAGCGCAUCACGCAGUCCAGGCAGAUCACCCUGGCGGACGGCCCCGCCCGCCUGCAGCUGCAGACGUCCCUGGACACGGACGUGCCGGGCGUGGCCUUCGCGCUGGGCGCCCAACUCACCUCCAAUGUGGACGGCUCGGCCAUCACCGGCGUCGCCGUCACCGCCACCCUCAAGCCCGACACCGACACCUCCGCCGGCCCCGCCGCCUGCGCCGACACGCCCAGCUGCGCCACCACCAGUGGCACGGGCCUGGACGCGGGCUGCCAGCUGGCGCUGCCGUGCGUGGGGCGCUUCGUGCUGGAGGCGUGCGCGGAGGUUGAGGCCGACGCGACCUGGGAUGGCGGCGGCGGCGGUGGCGGCGGGCGGCAUCGUGUGUGUGACCGCCGCUACCUGGGCCGUAACGCGUCCGAGUGGGCGGCGGCUCCCUGGAGCGCACACCGCACCCCCGAGCUGAGGCUGGACAGGGAGACCUACUCCGUGGGCGAGUGGGCGCAGCUGCGGCUGCAGGUGCCGUGGCCGGGCGCCCGACUGCUGCUGGUGUGGGGCAACGAGGGCGGCGUGCGGCGCACCGUGGUGGGCCUGGCGGCACAAGUCGGCAGCACUAGUAGCGACAAGGCCACCGCCGAGCUCAAGCCCAAUUCGCUGGCGGUGCUGAGCAUCGGGCCUCUGGGCCAGGAGUGCGUGGGCGGCUGCUCGCUGGUGGGGGUGCUGGACGUGCCACGUGCCAGCCCGUCAGACAUGCAGCUGCCGGAGCAGGUGCCCAUAAGUCGGCUGUUCGACCCGCGCGCCCCCCACAGCCUCAGCCUGGGCCCGCUACGGCUCAACGUGCAGCCGUCCAACUCCCUGGGCGUCGCCGUCAGCGUGGCAGCGGCGGCGGCGGCAGGUGGGGAUGUCGGUGGUGGCGGAGGCGGGAAGAAGGCGGCGGUGGUCGUGAGGGACGUGGGCGGAGAGCAGCUGGUGACGAUUGAGCCGGGCGCCCAGGCGGAGAUCACGGUCGCCGUCACAGAUCCCAACACCAACACCACCACCACCACCACUACCGCCGGCGCCUCCGUGACUGUGUACGGCGUGGACAAGGCAUUCCUGGACCUGCUGCCGUACCCGCUGCCGGCGCCGCAGCAGGAGGUGGUGCUGCGGCUGGCGGCGGCUGUGGCGGCGUACGGCCCCAGCGCUUACCGCCUGGCGCCCGGAGCGGUGCAGGCCGUGUUCGCAAAGCUCAUGAGCCGGCUCACGGGCCAGGACCCAUGGCUACCCACGGACACGUUUGUGGGGCAGCCGCAAGACAGUGGCCUCGCACCGCGCCUCUUCAGAGGCGGCGGCGGCUACCCAGGCGGCGGCUAUCCAGGUGGUAGUGGUGGCAGUGGCGGGCCGAUGUAUGCGGUGGACGCGAAUGACACCGAGUACCUGUCGCGAUUCUCCAGCGUCAUAUCACUGAUGCCGGGCGGUGGCGGUGGCUGGGGUGGCGGCGGCGGCGGCAUUGCCUACAGCCGCAUGCGUACGGCUGGGGUCGCUGGGGCCGCCGACAACGGCGCUACCCUGAUGAUGGCGACAGACAGCGCCGCGGGCGGCGGCGGCAUGGCAGUGGCCGCCAUGGCUGCCCUGCCGCAGCAAGAGAUGGCGGCGCUCCCACGUACCGCCGCCAUCAUGACCAAGUCAGCCGCAGCCUCCGACGAGUCAUUUACCGCCGCCGCGACACACGCCGACGGCGCCGGGCCGCCCUCCUCCACGCCCUCCGCCACCCUGCCGCCGCGCUCCUCCUCCUCCUUCAUCGUGACGCCGCUGUUCGCCACCGCCGUCACCGACGCGUCCGGUGUGGCUCGCGUGACCUUCACCGCGCCGCCCAACCUGGGCACGUUCGUGCUGCGCGCCUUCGCCGCUUCUGGCGCCGCCGCCAAGUACGGCUCUGGCGAGGCCAAGCUGGCGGUGCGGCGGGCGCUGUCGCUGACGCCCAGCGUGCCGCGCUUUGUGCGUGUGGGCGACCAGUUUGAGGCGGGCGUGGUCGUCACCGUAGGCUCCGCGCCGGCCAGCGUCGCCGUCAGCCUAAAGCUGGAAAACGCAGCCGACAGCCCUCUGACGCUCAACGGUGUGACCUCCAAGACUGUGACCUUCGCAGCGGGCGGCGGCCUGCAGCAGGAGGUGCGCUUCAGCUUCACGGCGGUCGCCAUCGCGAGCGCCACGCUGGUCUUUGAUGCGGUGGACUCGGCGGCCGGCGGCGGCUCCGACAGCCUGAGCCUGGAGGUGCCGGUGUACGGGCAGCAGGGCGACGUGUGGGUGGCGACCUCCUUCGCGCUCAAGGCGCUGCCCGCCUCCGACUCGGACGUGGUGCAGUGGCAGGAGGGGCUGGCGCUGCCGGACGCAGUGCCGGGAAGCGGCGGCCUUAGCCUGACGGCGGGUGUGGGCUACCUCCCUGCCCUGGUGGCCGCCUACGACGCACUGCUGCAGCAGGAGGAGACCAGGCUCUACCCCGAGGCACCCGCCGCGCUGCAGUGGGCGCUGCUGCCGCCGCUGCUGUCGCUGUACGGGCAGCCCCCGCCCAGCCCGGAGCAGCAGCAGGAGGUGGCGGCGGCUUACGUGGACCUGCAAGACCUCAGCAGCGGCACAGCCGUGGGGCUGGUUUGGAGGAACGCCUUCCCCAACUCGAGGUGUGACACCUACCUGAACGCGCGCGCCCUGUUCCUUGUGGGACUGCGCUCCUGCGCCCUGGCCUCCGCCUCUCCCGCCGCCGCAACCACUGGUGCCGGCGCCUCCGCCUCCGCCGCUGCCGCUGCCACUGCCGCAAAUGACGCCGCCUGGCAUGUGUAUCUUCACCGCCCGCUGCCAAGCUGCGCCGCCUUCCCCGUAACCGGCCAGGCGGGGGCGCAGCCUCAGGCCGACCCCCCGAACGACACGGUGGGGCUGCUGUCGGCAACAUGGGCGGCGGCGCUGGGUGGGCAGCUGGUGGCAGAUGCGGAGAUGUCGCGGCGGCAGCAGUACGGCGGACGGCCGUACGGUGACAUGGACACCCUGGCAUGGGCGCGGCUGGUGCUGGGGGCGAACUGGGAUCCGCGCAGAGCGGGGGCCGGCGACCAGGUGGCUAGCGACCUGUCACUUGCGAUAUUGGUCAGCAAGGCCGGCCUGGUCGACAAGGGCGGCGCCAACUGGGGCCUGCAGACGCGUGUGGCUCUGGCGCUGCUGCUGCAGUCGCUGCCGGAGGACCAGCGGCCGCACGGCGGCACCGCGGCCCUGGCGGGCGCACUGACGGGCGUCACGUCCUCACUGCGUGUGCAGGGCCGCACAGCCUACGUCGCGGCGUGGGAAGGCGCCACCGCCGCCGCGCCACUGGACACCCAGGCCCUGGCCCUGCUGCUGCUGCUCCGCUCCGGCGCAACACACCAGCUGCUGCCCAAGCUGGCGGCCUACGUGGCAGACCCCUCGGGAUCCGGAUCCGGUCCUGCAACAACCGCCUCGAUGUCGUACUGGGCGACGCCCCGCCUGUCGUACAUUGAUCAGGCGCUGGUUACGGCGGCGCUGGCCGAGUACGACAGAGCGGUUGGGAGCGCGCAGCCGGCGGUCAACGUCACGGCGGUGGCGGCCGGUGUCACGGUGCUGCGGGCCAACUUUCGCACCGGCGGCAACACGCGCCCCGUCACCAACACCACAGCAUGGCACACCAUCUGCGCGAGCGAGAGAAAGUCAGCUGGCGUCCACAAGAGCAGCAACACCUCAUCAUCCGCCAACGUCACCGCUCACGGCACGCUUAACAUGAAGGCGGUCGGCACCGGCGAGGUGUCUGUGGCGGCGUCGCUCCACUUCGUUCCCUCCGCGCUGCUGUCGUUCCCCUCCUACCGCGGGCUGUACGUGGAGGCGGCGCUGCAGCAGGUGGACCCGCGCACAGGCGGCCCCACCGGCGGCCGCCUGGCGGCGGUGCCGCUGGGCUCGGUGGUGGCGCUCACAGUGCAGCUGACCACUCCCGACGACCUGGGCGCGGUCACGCUGUCCGUCAUGAUGCCGGGAGGACUCGAGCCCAUUGACCCCAACGUCCCUGGGGGCGCUUCCGGCGGCGGCAGUGGAGUCGGCGGGAUGGCCACACGGCCUAUGCCCGGGCGGUCGUACGGCGCAGCGACCGGCAAUGCGUACGGCAUCGCUCCAUACGGCACGUGCGCUGCCGGGCUGCUCACUGACCUGCCGUGGGCUUCGUACGGCGCGUGGGGCUUCAUGUUCCCGGUGUGCCCGACCCAGGAGACGCGCCCCUCCGUUGUGACGUUCUCCUACUGGGCCCUGCGCGCCGGCACCUCCUCCGUCACCAUCCGCGCCGUGGCCGCCACUGCUGGCGAUUUCGUGAUUCCGCCCAUACGCGCCUGGGCCGAGGCCCAGCCCGAGCUCAUGGGCAUGUCGGCGGCGGGGCAGGUGCGCGUGUGCGCCGACUGUAAGGAGGCGGAGCCCGCGCCGCCGGCGCCGCCCCCGCGUGGCUGCCCGGGCGACUGCAGCGGCCACGGGCUUUGCAACGUGGCUGCGGGCACGUGCCUGUGCGGGGCCGGGUACGAGGGAGAGGACUGCAGCGAGAGGCAGAAGGCGCGGCGGCUGCGUGGCAAUUAGUUCGUGCCUGAGGAAGAGGAAGAGGAAGACGGGGCAUUGUUGGUAACCAUCGUUGGGAUGAGUGCACGCAGGACUUUCAGUAGUGUGUCAUGUGCAUAUGGUGCAGCGGGACAGUAGGGUUUGCAUGGCAUGGACUGCGGAGCAAUGCAUGUGUCGUGUGUCUUGAGACGUAGCAAGUACUGUGACAUACCGGUGCAUGUCUUUGUGUUGAUAAAAGCAGGAACACAAGCAGAAAGGUUGCUACCACUGUGUGUGUGUGUGUGUGUGUGUGUGUGUGUGUGUGUGUGUUAAAGAGCACAAGGAAAACGUUGCGCAAAGACAGUGUAUGCGAUGCAGCAAAGCGACGGUUUACGGGUGUUACCUGAAGUUACCUCGUGUGUGUGUGUGUGUGUGUGUGUGUGUGUGUGUUUGUGUGUGUUAGGAAAAGCACAAGGGAACUAUUGGACACUGCGCAUAUGCGAAGACAAUGGU